CUACCGGUGCUCACCUUGCACCUCGCGCCAUUCUUCACCAUGGCCGACGACGCGAAGCAUGCUACGCUUGCCCCGCCUGCUGUCACUGCACUGAGGCAGGAGGCAGCAUCCAAUGCUGUACACCGUGUCCAAAUGGAACGCACUGUGAGCGAGGACAUGCGGACCGAGCGGGACGACUUGAAAGAGGCUGCCGAACACAGCCUGAACGUCAUCAUGGACCUCGGCAUGGAUGGCAACAUACGUUAUGUUAGCAAAUCAUGGAAAGACGUCGUGGGAACAGAUCCCGAAGAUGUGAUAGGAAAGCCUGUGGCAGACCUUUUACUCGGCAAUCCCGAUCAAUUCGCAGAGACCGUCGAAUCCAUCAAGAAAGAUGACUCUCGAAGCCACAUUACCCGCUUUUCAAUGCACUUGGGUCCACAGUCGGUCUUCAGACGGAAGCCUUCGAAGCACAUCGAGAGCGGAGAGCAAGACCCUGACCAAGAUGCGCUCCCCAAGGAGGAGGAGGAGGAGCAUUUGGACGAUGACGACGACCAGAUCAUCAACUUGGAAGCUCAGGGUAUAAUGGUCUACGACCGAACUACCGGCGCCGAAAGCCAUACAAUGUGGAUGAUUCGUCCAUCGGUCGUUCGAGAAGUCACGAUUGACCUACCGGAAGUUCUUGUUGAAUCCCUUGGUGUCGGUGCAGAGAUGCUUGCUCAUUAUCUUACCGGUCUAGCCGAACAGGCUACCAAUGACCCGGGAAGUCAUCCGCCGCCUCCCCCUGUGCUCUGCCGGAUAUGCGAGCGCCAAAUCACUCCUUGGUGGUUUGAGAAGCACACGGAACUUUGUCUGCAAGAGCAUCGCGCCGAAAUGGACGUUCAGAUGGCACAAGAGACGCUCUCGGAGCAUCGAAAUGCCAUUGUCAAAGUCUUGGAUGCUUUGGAGGCUCAGAAUCGCCCGACCCGAGCCACUUCUGGUGAAGCUGUACAACCCCCCCAGCUCGCCGAGUACAAAGGCUGCAUCAUCCAACCUACAUCUACCCCUUCUUCUGGUACUCCUUCGGGGCGUAAUUCCCCAGCUUCGCCGCCUUCACAGUCUCGAGAUCGAUCGACAGGAUUCGGUCAUCAUCGAGCACGUUCAUUUGCUGUUAGAAGGCCCCUAGCCCGCAUUGUCGAGCUUGUUCUUGACCUUUGUGACACUGCUCUCGAAGUCAGUACCCCAGCCGUCAAGGACAGUGCGAGGACACAGUCCAUAGCCGAAAUACGUACUCAGUCACCGCAAUCGGAGAAUCGCAUCUCCCAGGUGCUGCAGUGGCAAUCGCCUGCCACGAGCUCCACUGAUCACUGCGAUGGUCUGAAGCUACUAUGCGACGAUACGAAUAAGCAGGCGCGAGCAAAAGUGGAUGCAGUGUUCCGUCAUAGGCGGAUCUUGGAAUACUCCGAACGCAUCCGUGUCGAAUUCGACAUCCUGGUGCAGGAAUGCAUCGAGGCUGCCAUGGCCAAAGCGGCUCGCAUAGCUGCAGGAGAAGACAGCUCGACCGAUGAGGAACUCCAAGGAGAUGACUCGCCUCCGAGCGCAAACGACAUACCUACAGGCGAAGAGGGCAUCUUCCCAGGCUCAUUCGAGGGCCCCUCCUCCAUGGCACAGGCCCUGCGGAAUGCAUCCGAUCCUUCACUGCCAGCUCGUCUUAGCCGCAGGGAAUCAUCUGUUGCAUGUUCCACAAGGUCAAGCAGUCCCAGAGGGGGCUGCCAGACGCCACGCUCCCAUGCCGGUGCAAGCGCGAUUAAUAUUGCUGCGACCCAGAACAAACGACAUUCGAUGCACUUUGAGAGUGACGCUGGCGCCGAAAGCGACAGUAGCUUACGGUCCUCGUCUGUCAUGUCAGGGCCCAGGCGCGCCGACUCUCCCUCAUCUGAACUGGGCCUCAGCAGGGUCACAACUUCGCGGGAACGGAAGCGGAAGAGCUUAAUCUUACCAAGCGUCAUGACAAGUCGCCAGCAAUCACCUGCACGGUCCAUGAUUCCGCCCUCGUCGCCAUUGAGGACGAACAAACCCCGACUUCCCAGCAGUGCUGAUGCACUACAGUCACCCAUCACCUCCCCAGUCCUGACCACCACAGAAUUCUCUUCUCCCGCUUUGCAUCAAAUAGGCCAUCACCGGCGUCAGUCAUCCACAGCUGGCUCUGAUGGACCCAAGCCUGUUUCCCCUCGGCUUCCGCCAGUCACACAACCUCAACCACGCGCACUCCCUCCUUCUAUCAAAGACUUCGAGGUCAUCAAACCAAUAAGCAAGGGCGCUUUCGGUAGCGUAUACCUUGCGAAAAAGAAGACUACUGGAGAGUACUACGCCAUCAAAGUGCUGAGAAAGGCAGACAUGGUAGCCAAAAACCAAGUCACGAAUGUCAAGGCCGAGCGAGCGAUUAUGAUGUGGCAAGGCGAGAGCGACUUCGUGGCAAAGUUAUACUGGACGUUCUCUAGCAAGGACUACCUGUAUCUUGUCAUGGAGUACCUCAAUGGUGGCGACUGCGCUUCUCUGAUCAAAGUUCUCGGCGGACUACCUGAAGAUUGGGCAAAGAAAUAUCUAGCUGAAGUCGUCCUUGGCGUGGAACAUUUGCACAGUCGAGGAAUUGUUCAUCGCGAUCUGAAGCCAGAUAAUCUUCUUAUAGACCAACAGGGUCAUCUCAAGCUCACUGACUUUGGUCUUUCCCGUAUGGGUCUGAUUGGACGUCAAAAACGAGCACUCAAAUCCAAUGAGCCGGCCCCCGAUCUUUUGAAGACCGGCCCCUUUCACCGCGCUACAUCAGUCGGAUCCUCUCGGUCAGCUUCUUUUGAUCUCAAUCCAUCUCCGUCUCAAACGCCGAGUAUGACUCCCGCGCUAGCAGGAGAUCUUGGGCAGCCUUCGUAUUUCAGUCUCAGUCGUGAAAGCUCCACUGCGCGCGAGCCAUCGCGGAGAGUAUCAGGCAAUCGGAGUGAUAGCGGCGACAGUGAUGCGCUGCAGACCAUGUUCCGCCGCUUCUCCAUCAUGGAUGAUCAGCUCGUGGCACCUCGGUCUCGUUCGCCCAUUGAGGAGGAGGCAUACAGCGACGAAGGAUCCCCCGAUCUUUUUCCUUUGGCACCGACAAUGAGCCAGUCUAGUGUUGCUCAAAAUUCGACCGCGGUGAUGCCUCCCCCACCCAUGGCACUUUUCGAUCCUGAAGACAACAAUCGACGUUUCGUUGGAACGCCCGACUACCUAGCCCCUGAGACUAUUGCAGGCAGUGGUCAAGAUGAGGUCAGCGAUUGGUGGUCCUUGGGCUGCAUCCUCUUCGAAUGCCUCUAUGGCUAUCCACCCUUCCAUGCCGAGACUCCUGACGAAGUGUUCCAAAAUAUCCUUGCGCGCAAGAUCGAUUGGCCCGAGAACGAUGAAGAUUAUGGCGUGUCCGACGAAGCAAAGGAUCUCAUGAACAGACUGAUGUGCAGUGAUCCUAAAAAACGAUUAGGCGCCAACAUGGACGACAAAUUUGGCAGUGGUGGUGAAGAGAUUCGAAGCCAUAUAUGGUUCGAGGAUAUCAACUGGGAUACUCUUCGCGAAGAUGAAGCUUCCUUCAUCCCUGCGCCGGAAAACCCUGAGGAUACGGAAUAUUUUGAUACCAGAGGUGCUGCCAUGACAAACUUCCCUCCUGAGUUUGAAGAUCAGGGGACAUCUUCCGCAGGUACACCCAGCGCGGAUUACCCUGAUCGGCCUCAUGAUGCUUUGUCUCGCGUGCGUUCGCAGGUCAGUGUCACAACCAUGAAGCGUGGCCUGAUUCCCUUGCAUAUUCCCGCACACAUUCGUGAGGGGCGAACGAGGAGGCUUAGUGAGCCAAUGGCUACCGACAGUUUCGGUAAUUUCAACUACAAAAACCUGCCGGUUCUUGACAAAGCCAACAAAGACAUCAUCCAAAAAAUGCGCGCUGAAGGGAUGCAUGUUCCCAGCAAAGCAACAUCGGCAGUAGUAUCACCCAGCAUGACCUCCCCAUCGCCAUCUCUGGAAUCUAGUCCGCAUAUCGCUGCUCCCCUCUUGAAACGCACACUGUCCACCAACAAGCAGGGCCAUCGGCCGUCAUCUCCAUCCAUCAGCGGCCCCGCCUCCUCUCCCAGUCGAGGUUCACAACCCUCUUCCCCGUUGCUGGUUCAGUUCAGCACCGGUCAGCAUCACGAGAGGCGCAAAACAUCCGCUGGCAAUUCUUCCACCCUCUCGCAUGCGACGAGCAAUCCUUCAUCACUUCAGCCAGGCAACUUCUUCGAGGUCCCUCGUUCUUCGGGGUUGAGACCUUCACCUGAUGCUGUUUCGCCAAUAAAGUUAUCCAAGACACCUACAGCAGCCCCUGGCUCGACUCCUGACAAAAUUAAUGGCCAACGUCAUAGCUCGCUUGGACAAUCCAGUGCACCUUCUCCACGGUCUAGAUCCCACACGAUGGGAUCCCAGGAAGAUGAUGUAGUGCGUGAUCUCCUUCCUAAUCACUAUAAGCGGAGAAGUCAGGUGCUGGACGUAUCACCUUCAUCAUCUGAUACCGAAGAUUCUCGUCAGAAGGCGCUCUUGCGUGUUCAAAGGCGUAGGCAAAGCUCUCGUCGUCUUUCACAAAUCAGUCUCGCUGAUGGCCCCAUCUUUCGAUCUCUGGAUGUCUUGGUAUGCGAAGACCACCCAGUAUCACGUCUGGUUAUGGAGAAGCUGUUAGAGAAAUUGCGAUGCCGUACUCUGACGGUAACCAACGGGUCAGAAGCUGUGCGUUACGCAAUGGGCGAGGUCAAAUUUGAUAUCAUCAUGAUGGAAUAUAAACUCCCCCAAGUCAAUGGCGCCGACGUUGCACGGAUGAUCCGAGAUACAAAGAACGCCAACUCAAUGACGCCAAUUGUUGCAGUAACCGGUUAUCUCAAGGAUUUGCAGGCUCCUCACCACUUUGAUGCGCUGAUUGAAAAGCCGCCCACCAUCGCCAAACUCUCAGAUACUCUCGGAAAACUCUGCCAGUGGAAGCCUCCCCCACCCAACUGGACACCAAGUAUGUAUCCAUCCAUGAUGCCUUCUGGUCUUCGCCAAGAGUCCAGUCGUCAAGAAGAUAGUCCAACGUCCAACUCAUCUGGCUUCCCCCCUGUCCCAUCUGGAAGUUACCGUGGAUCCAGUCGGGAGGAUUCGAUCAGUUCGAGUUUUUUCGGCGACAACGAUAGUCGCACCGGCGACGAUAUUCCCGUUGUCAUAGCGAGACACAACGAUGAUUGGCGCGAGCGUGAUCUGGCCCGUGCAAUGGGUGGACUAGGUAUAAACACAGAAGAUGCAGUCCCCGUCGAUCCUAAAGAAGUGGGGGAGGUGCUUACGAGGCCACCUGCGGUUCCGUCACACGAAUCCGCGCCAGCCAUUCUGGAAGACGCUACUAUUCGACGACAGCGAUCUGCCGAAAUGGUUGGUACCAAGCGCCGUAUAAUCGAAACGCGCAAACACGAAUCUGCUGAAUCGGGCGACGAUGAGGACGAUGAGCUUGGCAAUGCAAAUGCGCGCUCAAAGAGUCCCAAAACACGCCCAAGAUCGUCAAAGCUUGGCAUCGAGAUGCUUCGCACAAACAGCAGGGGAAGUGUGAUAUCAGUCGAAGAUGUUGGCGCACCCGAGUCAACAUUACCUUCGUCUCCUCCACCUGCCAUCACCGAAGAUAGGCAUGCCGAAGAGCGCGAGGCCAUUGCCGACAUACCACCCGUGUCGCUUACACCGCCUGAGAUCUUCCCGCGCAAGCCAGGAGGGGAAGCGCAAGAAGUUCAGCUCGAAACCCCAAAAGCGAGUAGUAGGUCACCCGCAGAAUCGGAUCAGGAUCCUACCCCGCGGCCCAACACGUCACUUGACUUGUAGAUCCCCCUCGGCUUUUUUAUUCUCUCUUGUCGAUAAUUUGCUUGAGCAUUGUCAGGUGGCUAGGCAGCCAGCUCAUAAUGGAUGGGACAAGCAUGUGUGGGUCACUUUGUAUUAGUCGAUCUUUCCUUUUCUCGUUUUCAUUCAUUAUCUUCCAACUCACAUUUGUUUCUUUUGUUUCA
Molecule: messenger RNA, 6011 nt
Organism: Periconia digitata
Lineage: Eukaryota; Fungi; Ascomycota; Dothideomycetes; Pleosporales; Periconiaceae
Source: the annotation of a GenBank genome assembly